CAGUAGAUCGCAAACUUGGGAGGAUUCGGACCCAGCAUCGCUCAGCCUGGCACAUGGACGCCCAGAGCCCUGGGCCAGAUGCCGAGCAAAAGGAUGCUGAGAUGCAGGACUCGGCCAAGACAGAGGAUGAGGUCAAGGAGGGCGCCUUGGUGCUUGCUGAGCCAAGUUCCCAAGUUGCGCUCCGAGCCCGGCGAUCAAAGGCACUUGUGCCUUUGUUCGUCGAGGAGAAAGGUCACGGCCGCGACGGCGAGUUGCUGCGUGACUUCAUCCGGCGGCGAGAGCACCUCAAAAAGGAUUGCCGUGAUUUGGCCGUGAACCGCUGGCUGAUCCGGGGGGACUUCUUCGACGAGUUCUUGAAGGAGUACGCGGAGCAGUAUGCACCAGGAGAUGAGAGCGUCGACGAGGCUGCGCUUUCAGAACAAGCUGGCCAGAUGGUCGAAGCCUGCAAAGACAUCAUGGUGGAGCCGAAGAGCAGAAAGAAGGUUGAAGAGCUGGAGGUGGUGGCGAAAUCCACAGAUGUCUACGAGCUGCGUGACACCCUGCUAGCAGCUGUGAAGGAUCUUACAACACCAAGGAGGAGAUUGGGCGUCCACACCAACAAUGUGAUGCCGGACAGCGCGAAGGAAUUUCUCAAGAAGCAAAACCAGAUGAGGCUCAGAAAAGUUGUGUUACAGUGCCUGAAGGGCAUUUGGGAGUCUGGUGUGGGAGGAGAGGUUCUGCAGAUGGCCUUGGACACGGUGAAGAGUCGGAUUGAUAGGUUCAAAACCAACUCAGGGGACUCUGACGUCAUCGAAGCCAUGGCAGGCCAACAGUGGGCCCAGCUGGAGGACUUGGUGACAAUCAUCGAGGAGCAGCUGAGCCAGGAGAAUCAGAAUGAAGGCUCAGCACACGCACGACAAAGGCUGGGGCCAAUAGAGGGCAGGCGUACAAAACUUGUCGUGGAUCGCGCCUUGGAAGCAAUGGGCGGACAAGGAACCAGUCGCCAGGUGGUCGAGUGGAUCGAAGAGCACCCCGAGGAGCUGGAGAAGCUGCGGGAGUCGAAGCUGAACUGGAAUGUGCGAGAAGGCCGCAACAAGCCGGUGUGGCAUAGCACUGUUCAGUCCAUCAUGAGCCUUUUCCGAAAGGUCCAGAAGCCCGGCCAGCCAGCCAUCUACCUGGCCAGCACUGCCCCCGAGGAGCCUCUGGCAAUUCUGGACGCUUCCCAAAAGCCUCCGCGGAGGGCCAAGCGCCCGGCCGACGAAAACGCGGCCGCCCCGGACCUCCCGGACCCGGCCGCGCCGGCGGCACCGGAGGCGGAGGCGCCGGCGAAGCCCAAGCGAGCGCGGCGGGAGCCCAAGCCCAAGGAGCCCAAAGAGCUUAAGGAGCCCAAAGAGCUCAAGGAGCCCAAGGAGCUCAAGGAGCCCAAGGAGCCCAAGGAGCUCAAGGAGCCCAAAGAGCCCAAAGAGCCCAAAGAGCCCAAAGAGCCCAAGGCUAAGGCGUCCAAGGCGCCCAAAGAGCCCAAGGCGAAGGCCAAAGCCAAGGCCGAUGGCCAGCCAGCCGAGAGUGUGCCAAAGAAGCUGGACGCAUUGGACAGCGCGCUCGAUGCGGCAUUUGCAGCUGCAGCCAGUGGGUGAUUUGACAGUGCCUAACACAUACCAGGGCUUGCCGGUGUUGCUUCCGGCAAACCGGGAUGUAUAAUUAAGCCAUGGGGAGGUGCAGCCUGCGCAUCCCGUUGUCUCUCUCGCUCCGUUUGCUCACUCGGGCCCAAGAGUUUCACCUCUGUACAGUGCGGUGUGGGCAG
Molecule: messenger RNA, 1780 nt
Organism: Effrenium voratum
Lineage: Eukaryota; Dinophyceae; Suessiales; Symbiodiniaceae
Source: the annotation of a GenBank genome assembly